Gadus macrocephalus (Pacific cod) is the source of this 4539-nucleotide messenger RNA. It is a transcript of the gene znf839, whose product is annotated as zinc finger protein 839. The transcript is spliced from 12 exons. The coding region runs from base 531 to 4400 and encodes 1289 amino acids. Lineage: Eukaryota; Metazoa; Chordata; Actinopteri; Gadiformes; Gadidae. The record is from RefSeq and is a predicted model, not a curated record.
UUGGCAAUCCCCGGCGGUGGAGUCGGAACGGAGUGACGACCGUAUUGUCCGAUACUGCCAGUCGUAUUCUCGGAUGUACUGUAUGUAUUAAUGGAAUUAUAACAGCACAUUCGCCGAGAUAGGUUCGCGAUGUAGUUAUAACGCUUAUCUAUUUAGGGAUUUAGAGCAUAGCGUGCCACGUGUAUAUGUAGUGUCUAAUUCCUCGCAGUGAAGCCAAAGCCAUGUCACAUCUCUGCCGCUCGGCCAGUUUGUUGUCGAUCCAGUCCGGGAACCAUUUCCUCUUGACUCCGUCGAAGGAAAACGCUAGGCUAGUAAAAAAAUCUUCGCGGUCCGUUAUCUUUUCGUGUUUUAAUUUUACAAGUUGAUGUUUUCAAACAUUAAAUGCGUCUAUUUUAUCGAUUAUUAAUGCUAACAUUUAUUUGAGCACGUUUUUGCUGGUUACAAUUCAUUUUUCUAAUCGAUCGAGCGGCUCCGUUUAUUGCACAUUAUUUUUAGCUUGUGACGCUGGUGGCUAGUCUUCUCGAGCCAAAAUGGCGGACAACGAGGAGGAGAAUAAAUUGUGUUCGGCGGAGGCGGCAGAACAUGAUGUCGAGUGUGUUCCACCGCCUGCACCCCAGAUAGACUCGACCGAAGGUCCCUCGGAUGACCCGACCGAGAAGAGCCAAAUAACCGCGGGAGUGACAGUUGCUGAGGGCUUGACGGACUUCCUGCAGACCUGCACCGCCAAGACGGAGGGAGAUAGCCCCCUCGUCACAACCAGCGUGGACGAUGGCUCCAUAGUCACACACACCGUGGGAGAGGGUUCACUAGUCUCGCGCACGGUGGAAGAUGGUUCAAUAGUCACACACACCGUGGAAGAUGGUUCAUUAGUCACGCACAGCGUGGACGACGGUUCACUAGUAACACACAGCGUGGACAACGGUUCACUAGUAACACACAGCGUGGACGAUGGUGCACUAGUAACACACAGCGUGGACGACGGUUCACUAGUAACACACACCGUGGACGAUGGUUCCAUCAUCACACACAGCGUGGACGAUGGUUCCAUAGUCACACACACCGUGGACGGCGGCCAGGUGGAACAGGCGGUGUACGCCGGCACCUCCACGGAGUACACUACGGUCAGUGCCGAGCUAGUCAACGCGCUGUCCUCAAACACCACCAUCAUAUACGUCCAGCCGGACGGGAGCUUCGUGGAGGGAUCGGGUCUGACAGCCGAAGAGCAUCAGGCUUUGGUGGAGCAGUUGACCAAACAGCAGAUCGUCCAGGUCUCGGACAGCGAGGCAGCCCGCCUGUUUGACAACCAGAUCAUCAAAACAAUCCCUGCGAGUAGCACGCAGUUCGCGACCCUGGCGCCCAGCGAACUCCAGCAAGUUAUUGACCAAGUCACCAAAUCCCAGCUGCAGCAGAGCCCGCCCGUCCCGGCCCAGCAGAAGGCGGUGGCCGCCAAGCCGGCGGAGCAGCUCGGGGGUGCUGGGGACGCCGGUGGGCUGUUCACGCUGAAAGCCAACCCGGUGGAAGCGGCGGGAAGCGGGGUCAAGCACCAGGUCCACGCGUCUCAGCAGCUGAAGAACGUGGCCAAGCAGGUGGCAAUACAGUCCAGCAAUACCGUCAGACUGUCUCCAAAGAAGCCUGAGCCAAUCAGAAUCCAGAUCCAGGUUCCUCCAAAACAGGAGUUGAAGCCCAUGACCACCAUCACCUUCCCCCAGCAGAACAACAUGGCUGUCAAUCAGCAGCACAUCAAGGUCUCAGCCAAUGGCAGCGUGAGCGGCUCCCAGAUCAUCCACAUCCAGCCAAUAGUGACCCAGCAGGGCCAGCAGUUCUACCUGCAGCAGAACCCCGGGGAACCGCCCAUCCAGCUGCUGCUCCAGGGCCCAAACCCCGUGGUGGGCUCCCUGGUGCCCAUGCUGCAGAAGAUGGCGGGGCAGACCACCACCACGCUCACCCUCCCCGUGCACAAGAUCACCGCCACGCAAGCUCCGGUCGCCAUGACGGUCCCCAAGGUGGUCCCCUCCCCCGUACGCCUUCUGAAGACCACGCCCACUUCCGCCGUCAAGCCUCCGACCAACGGGAAGACGGUCGCCGUCAAAUGUCCCGCCAAGUCUCCCGUGGCGGUCGCCGUGCCGACGACGGUGGCUGUUGCGGCGGCGGCGGCGGCGGCGGGCGCGUCCCCCGCCGCUGCCGCCGCCGUGGCGAGCGCCCGCCCCCCCCCUCCGACGCCGGCCAAAGAGAAGGUGAAGGAGCGGGAGAAGAAGAGCAAGAGCCGCGAGAAGAAGCCGCUGAAGGUGCAGACGCGGUCGGGGCGCGUCUCCCGGCCCCCCAAGUACAAGGCCAAGGACUACAAGUUCAUCAAGAACGAGGACCUGGCCGAGAGCCACCCCUCGGACUCGGACGACUACUCUGAGAUGAGCGUGGAGGAGGAGGGCGAGGAGGGCCGCGAGGGAGCCCCCUCCUCCGGCAGCGGACACAAGUCCAAGGCCUUCCAGUGCAAGAGCUGCGACAAGGCCUACAUCGGCCACGGGGGGCUCAACCGCCACUUCAAGCUGAACCCCACCCACGGAGUGCCUGUACCCCUCCCCAGCACCGCCCCGGCAGCGGCCGCGGCCCCGGCCGGCGCCACCCAGGAGCCGGCCGGACCCCGCCCCGACGGCAAGGAGGAGGUGGAGGUGGACGGAGACCCCCUCACCAAGGAGGAGGAGAAAGGGGAGGAGAAGAAGAAGAAGAAGGAGGAGGAAGAGGAGGAGGAGGAGGAGGAGGAGGAAGAUGCCGACGACGACUCAUCGGUAAAGAGCGACGGAGGCCCGGCCGCAUCCGUGGGCCUCAGGGGGGUCCAGUCCAGGGGCCCGGGUCGGCCCAGGGGCCGCGGGCGGGGACGGGGCCGCGGGAGAGGCCGGGGCCGCCCUCCCGGACCCCCACCCAAGGUGCUGAUCGGCGUCCCAGGCAGGCGGGGUCGCAGAGGCAGACCUCCAAAGCUGGGGGGCGCCAAAGCCAGCCUAGAGCAACAGACGGAGAGGAGGAAAGAGAGACUGCAAGAGCUGGUGGAGCAGUGUGAGGACCAGGAGCUGUUGGAGGUGGUCCUGCCCCGCCUGGCCAAAGCCCUCACCCUCUGGGAGCUGCUGCUGGCCAAGGUUGAAAAGGGUCCAGCCAAGCCCCAUUUCCCUGACGUGUACCGCGAGUUUGAGUCUUUACAAGGGCAGGUCCGCAAGAUGGCCCAGGAGUACAUCUGCAACCCCCAGGGCAUGAACACGGCCCUGGAAGUCCGCAAUAUAGAGGUCGCUAAAUCACUGGGGAUCUUCGACGAGGUGAACAAGCUCAAAGUGGUCCCUGGUUCAGCUCAAAGCUCGUCCAACCUGGCAACCAAGAACGUGCGCUAUAUGGAGAACACCAAGAUGCUGCCCCCGUCCAAGAGGUUCAAGAUGGAGAACAGAGUUCCUGUCCAGCAGAAUGGAAUAGAGAACCCCCCCAAAGUUACAGUUGGAACCAGGGUUCUCCCCCUCACCUCCCCCACCACCACCACCACACCCUCCUCCAGCUCCUCCACCCUGCUGCUUCCCACGCUCCCCCAGACCCUUGCUCCCUCCACCUCCCUGACCUCCAUCACGCCCUCCUCCACCUCCCUGACCUCCAUCACGCCCUCCUCCACCUCCCUGACCUCCAUCACGCCCUCCUCCACCUCCCUGACCUCCAUCACGCCCUCCUCCACCUCCCUGACCUCCAUCACUUCCUCUUCCUCCUCCCUGACCUCCAUCACUUCCUCCUCCUCCACCACCCCUUCCUUCUCCUCCUCCUCUCUGACCUCCACCACUCCCUCCUCCACCACCCCUUCCUCCUCCCUGACCUCCAUCACUUCCUCCUCCUCCUCCCUGACCUCCAUCACUUCCUCCUCCUCUCUGACCUCCAUCACUUCCUCCUCCACCACUCCCUCCCUGACCUCCUCCACCCUCCUGAGCUCCAUCACCCCCAUGGAGCUGAUCCAGGACCACCUGUCAAACAGCCUGGCCCCCGACAGCGAGGGGGAGCCCAUGGACACGGAGGACGCGGCCCCGCCGACGCACCCGGAGACUGCGGGGCCACAGCCGGCUGUUGUCACGGUUACCGCCCCCACUCCAGUCGCCGCCUCGACCCUGCCCGUCACUCAGAUCGUCGCCAGGGUCUCCGCGCCGACCCCGGCCGUCACUCAACAGCAGAGCGUCGCCGUGGUCACCACCCCGACUCCCGCCAGCGUCAAAGAGGACCCCGCCCCGCCCGCCGCCCCCCAGGGGCCCGGGGCUCCGGACCAGAUCGUGAUCGUGGAGGGGCCCGACGGGACCACCAUGCACAUCCAGACCCCAGAGGGGGUCCCACUGGAGGCGGUCCAGGCCCUGCUGGGCAUCGAGGGCUCAGAGGAGAGCAGAGCCUAGCUCUGACCCGCACCGGUUCAGCUCUGACCCGGACCGGACCAGCUCUGAGAGGAGAGGAAGAACUCAUCCACACACAAGUUGGAUUUGACGUCUUGGAUCCAAACUAGCAGAUUGAACGGGGGCAGGAGGCGGGGGCAGG